AUGGGAUUCAGAGUCAUCAUCGUUGGUGGCAGCGUCGCUGGCCUAUCCGUCGCCAAUAUGCUUGAGCAAUUCGACAUAGACUAUGUCCUCCUCGAAGCAUACCCUCAUAUAGCCCCUCAAGUCGGUGCCAGCAUUGGAAUCCUACCAAACGGUUUCCGCAUCCUCGACCAACUUGGAUGUUUCGAGCCUAUCCUCGACAUUGCUGGAGACUGCCGCUACACUAUUGGUGGCAUGUAUGGCCCCGAUGGUCUCCCACUUGCCGCUACUUCACCGACCAGCCUCUCGGUUCACUUUGAGAAAAGGGUUGGGUAUCCCUCCAUUUUUAUCGAUCGACAGAUGUUACUGCAGGUCCUGUACAAGAAUCUCAAUCAUAAGGAUCGAGUGUUGACCAAGAAGCGGGUUACUCGCGUGGAAUUAGUCGAGGGUAGGGUCCAAGCUUAUACCCAAGAUGGUUCCGUCUACGAGGGCGACAUUGUCGUGGGAGCAGAUGGAAUCCACAGCGCAGUAAGGGACGAAAUGUGGCGCCUUGGAAAUGAACAGAGUCCUGGAUACUUCCCUGAAGACGAAAACUCUCGAGUUCCAGUCUCGACCAGGUGCAUCUUUGGAAUCUCGAAGCGGCCCUCGGCUUUGGGUUACAGAAGCCAACAGAUGGUGAUUGGCAAUGGCCACGCGUAUCUAAUCAUAGCAGCACCGGGUGACCGAACGUAUUGGUUCCUCUUCGAUGGUCUCCCAGAGACAAAGCGUGGGAAGGACAUUUCUAAGUACACAAAAGCUGAUGAGGAGGGAUUGGUGAAAGCGCACCAUGGGAAUCACAUCACCCAGGACGUCACCUUUGGGGAGCUGUAUGACCGAAAGAUCAUGUCGACGCUAGUUCCGCUUGAGGAAUAUGUCUUUGAUCGUUGGCAUUACAAGCGCAUCGUCACCAUAGGAGAUUCGGCUCACAAGAUUGACCCGGCAUCCGGACAAGGUGGCAAUGGAGCCAUGGAGUCUGCGGCGCUGCUCGUCAACGCCCUGGUUCGUCAACUGAAACUCAGCCCCGAAGGCCUUUCAGACUCACAGAUAGACUCCGCACUCUCAGAGGUCCACGCCCUCCGCUACGAGCGUGCCAAGCGAUUGGUCGAGCAAGCACAUUCGCUUCAAAUGAUGAUCAGUCAGCGUUUCCCAUUGGCUCGAUUCAUCUUCAAACCUCUUGUUUCGCUCUUUGGCCCAAGCGCCUUUAUUGACAUUGUCACUCCAAUUUGUUGCGAAGCCACGAGAAUCCAAGGUAUUCCAAUUCCGAAACGACCUCACUUCGUUCCAUUCGAGGACGAGUUGCCCGCUAAGCCCAUCAAGGGCAGUCUUGCUAGGCGAGUCCCCUGGGUUCUAGCAACCGGCACUCUUGGACUGUCGCUCUUUGCUGCGCUCAAGAACAAAGACCCUGGAUCUGGAACGGGAGUUCUUUACAGCAUCCUUAAACAAUGGGGCGCUGGAGGGCUCUUGGGAAAGGUAGUUGGGCAGACCUCGGUGGCCGGCCUGGCUAACUUGGUCCCCGUUCUCUCGGGCUGGCUCAUCGAGGGCUCUCGGAGAGGAAAUUCACUCAAUCCAUUGUCAUGGACAACGGUCUACUCGCUCAUAUACUCACUGAUCGGUCCGAACUCAGUGCUGCCAUUCUUCUGUCUGUCAUCUAUCCUCUUCUCCACCAAGUCCACUAUCCACAGACCUGUCGAUCCCAAGAUAGCCAAGUCAAUUGUUCCAGGCAUUCUACUCGGAUACGUGGCACCAACGGUGGCAGAACUACUGCCGAUCAAAGAUGCCAAAGUCAGGCACUACGUAGGGACAUUGUGGCAGGCAUACCCUUUGCUUUGUGCUGUCUUCACUAGAGGGCUCGCUGCUCUCCGUGGCAAAAUGGCCAGCAGAGGACAACAGGAACCCGAUACGAAGGCUAAAGACAGGCCUAUCAACUAUGCUCCCCCGUCCGAACUCCAAGUGUAUACGAACGAGGAUAUAGCGCCUCUCAAGUUCUCUCAUUGCAUUGCGCUUGCUCUCUGUUUGGCUGGUCCCGUCAUCGCCAAAGCCGUAUCAACCACCGACGGGAUGCUGUCAGCCAUAUCUCGAGCCGCACCAUACAAUCAAAAUAUAGGUAUCAUCAGUGCAGCCUCGGGUCUAGCAUAUUCUCUGUACGCUGUCUGGGAAUUGCGUUCACUCGGUUUUCUGAGAACAAAGCAGGCUGUGCUGGGAGGGUUGGCUUCCGUUGGUGUUUUGGGGCUGGCUGGACCCGGUGCCAUGAUUGCGGGCAUUGAUUAUUGGCGCGAGCAUGUCAUCUCCAGCUUAAGUCCUGACACUGAGCUCCCAUGA
Messenger RNA from Fusarium verticillioides 7600, 2334 nucleotides. RefSeq lists its product as hypothetical. Gene Ontology annotation, molecular function: FAD binding. The coding region runs from base 1 to 2334 and encodes 777 amino acids. Lineage: Eukaryota; Fungi; Ascomycota; Sordariomycetes; Hypocreales; Nectriaceae. The record is from RefSeq and is a predicted model, not a curated record. The transcript is spliced from 5 exons.